AUGCUCACCUUUCUUGACGAGAACGCUCGCGCAAUCCUGCCGGCGGAGCACCCUAUCCCGACCAUACACGAUCCCGCCCUCGCUCGCGCAGCUCGCGCUCGGUCGACGAGGGUCAGCGGCGCGCACCCUCACCUCGACGACAACGCCCGCUUCGAGGCGCUCGAGAGCCUGGGCGACUGCUGCGUGACUGCCGCUGUCGGGCGAGCCAUCUACGCCCACCUGUCCAGCGAGGGUCGCGUUCCUCGGCCGGUCAUCUUCAAUGCCUACCGGGACCUCCUCGCGAGCAACGUCACGCUCGCCCAGCUCGCCCUCAUCUACAACCUCGGUCCUUCUCUCGACCCCCCCCUCCACGCCAAGUUCGCCGAGCGCGAGACGCUCCCCAAGGCGGCGAUCAAGAUCCUCGGCGACGCGUUCGAGGCGCAUGCAGGCGCACUGAGCAUCGAGGAGCGGCACGUCGAGGCGGGGGACUGGCUGUGCGCCGUCUUUCGACGGGCGUGCGCGUGGGCCGUCGAGGCGGUCGAGCAGUGCACGAGGGCGAGGAGGGCCAAGGACUUUGCCUCGACUGAGCCUCUCGUCGCCUUCUCCGUCGCCGUCCAACCCUCGACCUCGUCUCCUUCCCCUCCCACUCCCAAGUGCGGCUGCAGCAAGCGCGCCCUCAGCAUCUUCGUCCGCGAGCGCGGCCUCCGCUACGACACCGAGACGCAGCCCUCCUUCCACACCCGUCUCGUGUUCAACAACGGCGACGUCUUCGCGGCGACCGAGACGACCAAGCAGCUCGCCGAGCAAGAGGCGGCUCGCCGCGCACUGAGUGUGUAUGCUCCCGAGCGGCUUCGCCCCGUAAAUCAUGCCUGCUGCGACCGCAAGUGA
This is a messenger RNA of Rhodotorula graminis WP1, 867 nucleotides long. RefSeq lists its product as uncharacterized. NCBI's taxonomy places the organism in Eukaryota, Fungi, Basidiomycota, Microbotryomycetes, Sporidiobolales, Sporidiobolaceae. The record is from RefSeq and is a predicted model, not a curated record. Bases 1 to 867 code for a protein of 288 amino acids. Gene Ontology annotation, molecular function: ribonuclease III activity. Gene Ontology annotation, biological process: RNA processing. The transcript is spliced from 3 exons.